UAUGCAACCAAAACUGCACAAUAACCUUCAAUGGCUACAUACUUUGUGGAAACUUUGAAUGCCAAAGGCGAGAAAAGCCCGGAAAACUCUGGAAGUACAUCGUUAUCCACCACAGGGAAAAUUCUCAUAGGUGUGACAGGAGGCAUAGCAUUAGGACUAUCUGUAGUAUGCGCGUCUUUUGUAAGUCCAGCAUUCCGCCGAGUAUGCCUCCCUUACAUCCCAGCAACCGAACAGCAAGUCCUCAACGUCUUCAACGCAUUAAAGACCAAACAUCGACAUGGUCUACUCAUUGAUCUGGGCUCGGGCGAUGGCCGCAUUGUGUUUGAAGCCGCCAAACACAAUUUUCAACCACAUGGAGUAGAACUCAACACAUGGCUGGUUGCCUACUCAAAACUAUCAGCAUUCUUAAAUCGCGCCGCAAACCCCACCGUUGCAUUCUACCAGAAAGACUUGUGGAAAUUCCCUUUGGGAGCCUAUGACAACGUGGUGAUAUUCGGCGUGGAGCAAAUGAUGCACGAGCUGGAAGCUAAAUUGCAUCGGGAAUGCAAGCCUGGCUGCCAUAUUGUCGCAUGCAGGUUUCCAUUACCGGGGAUGAAACCGGAAAUCACAGUUGGCAGCGGCGUAGACACGGUCUGGCUGUACAAAAUCCCGAAUAAAAUUAGCUAAAAGGCACACACACACACACACACAUGCUAUGCAGUUGGAAAUAGUUUAAUCUUUUUGAUAAUUGCAUUCACUAUUAGAAGUUAAUCAUACAAUAUAUUAGCGAGUCAAAUACCUAGACGCGUUCAAGUGUUAAAAUCGAUGUGACUGUCCUCAGUUACCUUCUAUAAUAAAUCUAUGUGUUUAUAAAAGAUAAA
Dalotia coriaria is the source of this 860-nucleotide messenger RNA. Its product is annotated as ATP synthase subunit C lysine N-methyltransferase. The record is from RefSeq and is a predicted model, not a curated record. Lineage: Eukaryota; Metazoa; Arthropoda; Insecta; Coleoptera; Staphylinidae. The transcript has 2 exons. Gene Ontology annotation, biological process: regulation of mitochondrial ATP synthesis coupled proton transport; peptidyl-lysine trimethylation; positive regulation of proton-transporting ATP synthase activity, rotational mechanism. The coding region runs from base 31 to 666 and encodes 211 amino acids. Gene Ontology annotation, molecular function: protein-lysine N-methyltransferase activity. Gene Ontology annotation, cellular component: mitochondrion.